Messenger RNA from Mandrillus leucophaeus (drill), 15248 nucleotides. It is a transcript of the gene BIRC6, whose product is annotated as baculoviral IAP repeat containing 6. The record is from RefSeq and is a predicted model, not a curated record. The transcript has 75 exons. Gene Ontology annotation, biological process: regulation of cytokinesis; apoptotic process; negative regulation of apoptotic process. Gene Ontology annotation, cellular component: nucleus. Lineage: Eukaryota; Metazoa; Chordata; Mammalia; Primates; Cercopithecidae. The coding region runs from base 1 to 14265 and encodes 4754 amino acids. Gene Ontology annotation, molecular function: ubiquitin conjugating enzyme activity; cysteine-type endopeptidase inhibitor activity.
AUGGUGACUGGCGGUGGUGCUGCACCUCCCGGGACUGUCACUGAGCCGCUUCCCAGUGUGAUUGUGCUGAGCGCAGGCCGGAAGAUGGCGGCUGCGGCUGCGGCGGCCAUCUCUACUUGUUUUCCCACAGCGACCCGAAAAUUGGGAUUUGAAGCUAAACCAGGUGGACAGGUGAAAUGUCAGUAUAUUUCUGCUGUGGAUAAAGUUAUAUUUGUGGAUGAUUAUGCAGUAGGGUGUAGGAAGGACCUUAAUGGAAUCUUGUUGUUAGACACUGCUCUGCAAACUCCAGUUUCAAAGCAGGAUGAUGUGGUUCAGCUUGAAUUACCCGUUACAGAGGCACAGCAGCUCUUAUCAGCAUGUUUAGAAAAGGUAGAUAUUUCUAGUACGGAGGGUUAUGAUUUGUUCAUCACACAGCUCAAAGAUGGUUUAAAAAAUACAUCUCAUGAGACUGCAGCAAACCACAAAGUUGCCAAGUGGGCCACAGUUACAUUUCAUCUUCCUCAUCAUGUGUUGAAGUCCAUUGCCAGUGCCAUUGUAAAUGAACUCAAGAAAAUAAAUCAAAAUGUUGCUGCCUUACCUGUGGCGUCCUCAGUGAUGGACAGAUUGUCUUACCUCUUACCUAGUGCACGUCCCGAACUCGGAGUGGGGCCAGGCCGUUCUGUAGACAGAUCACUGAUGUAUAGUGAAGCUAACAGACGGGAGACAUUUACCUCAUGGCCUCAUGUAGGCUAUAGGUGGGCACAACCAGAUCCCAUGGCUCAAGCUGGAUUUUAUCAUCAGCCUGCCUCAUCUGGAGAUGAUAGAGCCAUGUGUUUUACUUGUAGUGUAUGCCUCGUUUGUUGGGAACCUACUGAUGAACCUUGGUCUGAACACGAAAGACAUUCCCCAAACUGCCCAUUUGUGAAAGGUGAGCACACACAGAAUGUGCCAUUGUCAGUCACCCUUGCAACAAGUCCUGCACAGUUUCCUUGUACGGAUGGAACUGACAGAAUAUCUUGCUUUGGGUCGGGGAGCUGCCCUCAUUUUCUAGCUGCUGCAACUAAACGAGGGAAGAUCUGCAUAUGGGAUGUUUCCAAACUUAUGAAGGUGCACUUAAAGUUUGAAAUUAAUGCCUAUGAUCCAGCAAUUGUACAACAGCUUAUUCUGUCAGGAGACCCAAGCUCAGGAGUUGAUUCAAGGAGACCAACUUUGGCGUGGCUGGAGGACUCCUCUAGUUGCUCAGAUAUACCAAAAUUGGAAGGAGAUAGUGAUGAUUUACUGGAGGAUUCAGACAGUGAAGAGCAUUCCAGAUCAGAUUCUGUGACAGGGCAUACAUCACAGAAGGAAGCCAUGGAAGUAAGCCUUGAUAUAACAGCACUCAGCAUUCUGCAACAGCCAGAAAAACUUCAGUGGGAGAUUGUUGCAAAUGUGCUUGAAGAUACUGUUAAGGAUCUUGAAGAACUUGGGGCAAAUCCUUGUUUAACAAACUCUAAGAGUGAAAAGACAAAGGAAAAGCAUCAGGAACAGCACAACAUUCCUUUUCCGUGUUUAUUAGCUGGAGGUUUAUUAACAUAUAAAUCUCCUGCUACCUCACCCAUUAGUAGUAAUUCUCACAGGUCACUGGAUGGUUUGAGCAGAACUCAGGGUGAAAGUAUAUCAGAACAAGGGUCAACUGACAAUGAAUCCUGCACUAAUUCAGAACUAAAUUCUCCUCUGGUGAGGAGGACUUUACCGGUUUUGCUUCUUUAUAGCAUCAAGGAAUCUGAUGAGAAAGCAGGAAAGAUCUUUUCACAGAUGAACAAUAUUAUGAGUAAAAGUUUGCAUGAUGAUGGUUUUACUGUUCCACAGAUUAUUGAAAUGGAGCUGGAUAGUCAGGAGCAGUUGUUAUUGCAGGAUCCUCCUGUGACUUACAUUCAGCAAUUUGCAGAUGCAGCAGCCAACCUUACCUCUCCGGAUUCUGAGAAGUGGAACUCUGUGUUUCCCAAGCCUGGGACUUUGGUUCAGUGCUUGAGGCUGCCAAAGUUUGCAGAGGAGGAGAAUCUUUGUAUAGACUCAAUAACUCCUUGUGCUGAUGGAAUUCAUUUGUUGGUAGGACUGCGGACAUGCCCUGUUGAAUCCUUGAGUGCAAUAAAUCAAGUAGAGGCCUUGAAUAAUUUAAAUAAAUUAAACUCUGCACUAUGUAAUAGACGGAAAGGUGAGCUGGAAUCAAAUCUUGCUGUAGUGAAUGGUGCAAAUAUUAGUGUAAUCCAACAUGAAUCACCAGCAGAUGUACAGACUCCUUUGAUAAUUCAGCCUGAGCAGAGGAAUGUUAGUGGUGGAUAUUUAGUACUUUAUAAAAUGAAUUAUGCCACUCGGAUAGUGACUUUAGAAGAGGAACCAAUAAAAAUACAACAUAUCAAAGAUCCCCAGGACACAAUUACCUCGCUCAUUUUGCUUCCACCAGAUAUAUUGGAUAAUCGAGAGGAUGACUGUGAGGAACCUAUUGAGGACAUGCAGUUAACCUCAAAGAAUGGUUUUGAGAGAGAAAAAACGUCUGACAUUUCUACUCUUGGACACCUGGUAAUAACUACUCAGGGAGGAUAUGUAAAAAUACUAGAUCUUUCAAACUUUGAAAUUUUGGCCAAAGUGGAGCCUCCCAAAAAGGAGGGCACUGAGGAACAGGACACAUUUGUUUCUGUGAUUUACUGCUCUGGCACAGACAGGCUGUGUGCGUGCACCAAAGGUGGUGAGCUUCAUUUUCUCCAAAUUGGAGGAACCUGUGAUGAUAUUGAUGAAGCUGAUAUACUAGUGGAUGGAUCUCUUUCUAAAGGAAUAGAACCAUCUUCAGAAGGUUCCAAGCCUUUAUCAAAUCCUUCAAGUCCCGGCAUUUCAGGAGUUGAUUUAUUGGUGGACCAGCCAUUCACCCUCGAAAUCUUGACAUCUCUAGUGGAGCUAACCCGCUUUGAGACUUUGACUCCAAGGUUUUCAGCGACUGUUCCUCCAUGCUGGGUAGAAGUUCAACAAGAACAGCAGCAAAGGAGGCACCCUCAACAUUUGCAUCAGCAACACCAUGGUGAUGCUGCUCAGCAUACUCGAACUUGGAAACUACAGACCGACAGCAACAGCUGGGAUGAACAUGUAUUUGAAUUAGUGCUACCUAAAGCUUGUAUGGUUGGACAUGUGGACUUCAAAUUCGUUUUGAACUCAAACAUCACCAAUAUUCCACAGAUACAAGUGACACUGCUGAAAAAUAAAGCUCCAGGAUUAGGGAAAGUCAAUGCUCUUAACAUUGAAGUGGAACAAAAUGGGAAACCGUCCCUGGUUGAUUUGAAUGAAGAAAUGCAGCACAUGGAUGUAGAGGAAUCACAGUGUCUUAGAUUAUGUCCAUUUUUGGAGGAUCAUAAAGAAGACAUUCUAUGUGGGCCAGUAUGGCUUGCUAGUGGCCUUGAUCUAUCAGGGCAUGCUGGGAUGUUGACGUUAACAAGCCCCAAACUUGUUAAAGGUAUGGCAGGAGGAAAAUAUCGUUCGUUUUUAAUCCAUGUCAAGGCAGUGAAUGAAAGAGGAACAGAAGAGAUUUGUAAUGGUGGAAUACGUCCUGUAGUAAGGCUUCCAUCCCUAAAACACCAGAGUAACAAGGGUUACUCACUUGCUUCACUUUUGGCUAAAGUUGCAGCAGGCAAGGAAAAAUCAUCUAAUGUUAAGAAUGAAAAUACAAGUGGCACCCGUAAAUCUGAAAACCUCCGGGGCUGUGAUUUACUUCAAGAGGUCUCUGUCACCAUUCGAAGAUUUAAGAAAACAUCAAUUUCUAAGGAAAGAGUGCAACGAUGUGCUAUGUUACAGUUUUCAGAAUUUCAUGAGAAGCUUCUUAACACUCUUUGCAGAAAAACAGAUGAUGGCCAGAUCACAGAACAUGCCCAGAGCCUUGUGUUGGAUACUCUCUGUUGGUUAGCUGGAGUUCAUUCAAAUGGACCUGGAAGCUCAAAGGAAGGAAAUGAGAGCUUACUUUCGAAAACACGAAAAUGUCUGUCAGACAUCGUACGUGUUUGCUUCUUUGAGGCAGGACGAAGUAUAGCCCAUAAGUGUGCCCGAUUUCUAGCCUUGUGCAUUAGUAAUGGCAAAUGUGACCCAUGUCAACCAGGAUUUGGAUCUGUUCUGUUGAAGGCUUUACUUGAUAAUAUGUCGUUUUUACCUGCAGCAGCAACUGGUGGUUCUGUCUAUUGGUAUUUUGUCUUACUGAAUUAUGUGAAAGAUGAAGAUCUGGCUGGAUGCAGUACAGCUUGUGCAUCUUUGCUUACUGCAGUGUCCAGACAGUUACAGGACAGGCUAACGCCAAUGGAAGCUUUACUUCAGACAAGAUAUGGAUUAUAUAGCUCACCAUUUGAUCCAGUCCUCUUUGAUUUGGAGAUGAGUGGCUCUUCUUGUAAAAAUGUUUAUAACAGCAGCAUUGGUGUCCAGUCAGAUGAAAUUGAUUUAUCAGAUGUCCUUUCAGGAAAUGGAAAGGUCAGUAGUUGCACAGCUGCUGAGGGUAGUUUCACAUCUCUCACUGGACUUUUGGAAGUUGAACCUCUGCACUUUACUUGUGUGUCAACUAGUGAUGGAACCAGAAUAGAAAGGGAUGAUGCAAUGAGUUCCUUCGGGGUUACUCCUGCAGUAGGUGGACUAUCAUCUGGGACAGUUGGGGAAGCCUCGACAGCCCUGAGUUCAGCAGCCCAGGUAGCUUUGCAGUCUCUCUCUCAUGCAAUGGCUUCAGCCGAGCAACAGCUACAGGUGCUGCAAGAGAAACAGCAGCAGCUUUUGAAGCUUCAGCAACAGAAAGCAAAGCUGGAAGCCAAGUUACAUCAGACAACAGCUGCAGCAGCUGCAGCAGCAUCAGCAGUAGGUCCUGUUCACAACUCUGUGCCUUCCAACCCAGUGGCUGCCCCUGGAUUCUUCAUUCAUCCAUCUGAUGUUAUUCCACCCACUCCAAAAACAACACCUCUUUUUAUGACUCCACCACUCACUCCACCCAAUGAAGCAGUUUCCGUUGUGAUUAAUGCCGAACUUGCACAGCUUUUCCCAGGCUCAGUCAUUGAUCCCCCAGCAGUCAAUCUUGCUGCACAUAACAAAAAUUCCAACAAGUCCAGAAUGAAUCCACUUGGUUCUGGUCUAGCCCUUGCAAUUUCUCAUGCUUCACAUUUUCUUCAACCUCCGCCUCACCAGUCCAUUAUUAUAGAGCGAAUGCAUUCAGGAGCAAGGAGAUUUGUGACCUUGGAUUUUGGGAGGCCUAUAUUGUUGACUGAUGUAUUGAUUCCCACUUGUGGAGACUUGGCUUCUUUGUCAAUUGACAUUUGGACAUUAGGAGAAGAGGUGGAUGGAAGGCGGUUGGUAGUGGCAACUGAUAUAAGCACCCAUUCACUAAUUCUUCAUGACUUAAUACCACCUCCCGUGUGCAGAUUCAUGAAGAUCACUGUCAUUGGACGUUACGGGAGUACAAAUGCCAGAGCCAAAAUCCCAUUAGGAUUUUACUAUGGUCACACCUACAUCUUACCUUGGGAAAGUGAACUGAAGUUAAUGCAUGAUCCUCUAAAGGGAGAGGGAGAAUCUGCAAACCAGCCAGAAAUUGACCAGCAUUUAGCAAUGAUGGUUGCUCUACAGGAGGAUAUACAGUGCAGAUAUAACUUGGCUUGUCAUCGUCUGGAAUCUCUUUUGCAAAGUAUUGAUCUUCCUCCUCUAAACAGUGCUAACAAUGCACAGUACUUUUUACGAAAACCAGAUAAGGCAGUUGAGGAAGACAGUAGGGUUUUUUCUGCUUAUCAAGAUUGUAUUCAGCUACAGCUUCAACUAAAUUUGGCUCAUAAUGCAGUGCAGAGACUCAAAGUGGCGCUAGGUGCAAGCCGGAAGAUGUUGAGUGAAACAUCAAAUCCAGAAGAUUUAAUUCAGACGUCUUCCACAGAGCAGUUACGUACUAUCAUCAGAUAUUUAUUGGACACGUUGCUCAGUCUGCUUCAUGCUUCUAAUGGACACUCUGUUCCUGCAGUUUUGCAGAGCACAUUUCAUGCCCAGGCCUGUGAAGAGCUCUUUAAACACUUGUGCAUCAGUGGAACCCCAAAGAUACGGUUACAUACUGGUCUUCUGCUUGUUCAACUAUGUGGUGGUGAAAGAUGGUGGGGUCAAUUUCUUUCUAAUGUCCUUCAGGAAUUGUACAAUUCAGAGCAGCUUCUCAUCUUUCCACAGGAUAGGGUCUUCAUGUUACUUUCCUGCAUUGGUCAAAGAUCACUUAGUAAUAGUGGAGUAUUAGAAAGCUUACUUAAUCUCUUGGAUAAUUUAUUGUCACCUCUUCAGCCACAGUUACCCAUGCAUAGGAGGACAGAAGGAGUACUAGAUAUUCCCAUGAUCAGUUGGGUUGUUAUGCUAGUGUCCAGGCUGCUGGAUUAUGUGGCAACUGUUGAAGAUGAAGCAGCAGCUGCAAAGAAACCUUUGAAUGGUAAUCAGUGGAGUUUUAUUAACAAUAAUCUACACACUCAGAGCUUAAAUAGAUCUUCUAAAGGCAGCAGUAGCCUUGAUAGAUUAUAUUCCAGAAAAAUCAGAAAGCAGCUUGUUCAUCAUAAACAGCAACUUAACCUACUAAAAGCAAAGCAGAAGGCAUUGGUAGAACAGAUGGAAAAAGAAAAAAUACAAAGUAACAAAGGAUCGUCAUAUAAACUCCUGGUAGAACAAGCAAAACUAAAGCAGGCCACUUCAAAGCACUUUAAGGAUUUAAUUCGUUUACGUCGGACAGCAGAAUGGUCCCGUUCUAAUUUAGAUACAGAAGUUACAACAACAAAAGAAAGUCCUGAGAUAGAACCACUUCCAUUUACUCUGGCCCAUGAACGUUGUAUCUCUGUAGUCCAGAAACUUGUUCUGUUUCUUCUCUCCAUGGAUUUUACAUGUCAUGCUGAUCUCUUAUUGUUUGUUUGUAAGGUUCUUGCACGCAUUGCAAACGCCACGAGGCCAACUAUUCAUCUGUGUGAGAUUGUGAACGAACCCCAGCUGGAAAGACUGCUAUUACUUUUGGUUGGAACUGACUUCAAUAGAGGAGAUAUAUCUUGGGGUGGUGCUUGGGCUCAGUAUUCCUUAACUUGUAUGCUACAGGAUAUUUUAGCAGGAGAAUUACUGGCUCCAGUAGCCGCAGAAGCCAUGGAGGAAGGAACAGUGGGUGAUGAUGUAGGUGCGACAGCUGGUGACUCUGAUGACUCCCUUCAACAGUCCUCAGUUCAGUUGCUGGAAACUAUAGAUGAACCUUUGACACAUGACAUAACAGGUGCACCGCCUCUGUCCUCUUUGGAAAAAGAUAAAGAAAUUGACCUUGAGUUACUUCAGGAUCUAAUGGAAGUUGAUAUUGAUCCUUUAGAUAUUGAUUUGGAAAAGGACCCUCUUGCAGCCAAGGUUUUUAAGAUAUUCUUCUCCUGCUCCCUGGAUGCUCGCCUAGAAGUUGGACUUGAACAGCAAGCAGAACUCAUGUUGAAAAUGAUGUCUACCCUGGAAGCAGAUUCCAUUUUACAGGCAUUAACAAAUACAUCUCCUACGUUAUCACAGUCUCCCACUGGAACAGAUGAUUCCCUUCUAGGGGGUUUACAAGCAGCAAACCAAACCAGCCAGCUCAUUAUACAGUUAUCAUCUGUCCCAAUGUUAAAUGUUUGUUUCAACAAACUUUUUUCCAUGCUUCAAGUCCAUCAUGUUCAGUUGGAGUCACUUCUCCAAUUGUGGCUCACACUGAGCCUGAAUUCUAGUUCAUCUGGAAACAAAGAAAAUGGAGCAGACAUAUUUUUAUAUAAUGCUAAUAGAAUACCUGUCAUUUCAUUAAAUCAAGCAUCAAUAACUAGCUUUCUCACAGUGCUAGCUUGGUAUCCCAAUACUUUGCUCCGGACGUGGUGCCUUGUGCUUCAUAGCCUAACACUCAUGACAAACAUGCAGCUUAAUUCUGGUUCCAGCAGUGCCAUUGGAACUCAGGAGAGUACUGCUCAUUUGUUGGUUUCAGAUCCAAACCUUAUUCAUGUAUUAGUGAAAUUUCUUUCUGGCACCAGUCCACAUGGAACAAAUCAACACAGUCCACAGGUUGGUCCCACAGCUACACAAGCUAUGCAAGAAUUUCUUACUCGAUUACAAGUGCAUCUUUCUUCAACAUGUCCUCAGAUAUUCAGUGAAUUUUUGCUCAAGCUAAUUCAUAUACUUUCAACUGAAAGGGGUGCUUUCCAGACAGGCCAAGGACCUCUUGAUGCCCAAGUGAAGCUCUUAGAAUUCACUCUGGAGCAGAAUUUUGAAGUCGUUUCAGUUAGUACUAUUUCUGCUGUGAUAGAAUCUGUUACAUUUUUAGUGCAUCACUAUAUCACUUGCUCAGACAAAGUAAUGUCAAGAAGUGGAUCAGAUAGCUCCGUGGGUGCUCGAGCAUGCUUUGGGGGACUCUUUGCCAACCUGAUUCGUCCAGGUGAUGCAAAAGCAGUUUGUGGCGAAAUGACAAGGGAUCAACUCAUGUUUGAUUUGUUAAAACUUGUUAACAUUUUAGUGCAGCUGCCUCUUUCAGGCAAUAGGGAAUACAGUGCAAGAGUGUCUGUGACCACAAAUACAACAGAUAGUGUUUCAGAUGAAGAAAAAGUCUCAGGAGGCAAAGAUGGCAAUGGAAGCAGUACCAGUGUUCAAGGAUCGCCUGCAUAUGUUGCUGACUUAGUCUUAGCCAACCAACAAAUUAUGAGCCAGAUUUUGUCUGCUCUGGGCCUGUGUAAUAGCAGUGCCAUGGCAAUGAUAAUUGGAGCAAGUGGAUUACAUCUCACUAAACAUGAAAACUUUCAUGGUGGGUUGGAUGCUAUAUCAGUUGGGGAUGGAUUAUUUACCAUACUGACAACCCUUAGUAAAAAAGCUUCUACAGUCCACAUGAUGCUGCAACCAAUUUUAACAUACAUGGCCUGUGGAUAUAUGGGCAGACAAGGCUCUCUUGCUACUUGCCAGUUAUCUGAGCCAUUAUUGUGGUUCAUUUUGAGAGUAUUGGAUACUAGUGAUGCCUUGAAAGCAUUUCAUGAUAUGGGUGGUGUUCAGCUCAUAUGCAAUAAUAUGGUCACUAGUACAAGGGCUAUUGUGAACACUGCAAGAAGUAUGGUAUCAACUAUUAUGAAAUUUCUUGACUCUGGUCCAAAUAAAGCUGUUGACAGCACAUUGAAAACAAGAAUACUAGCUUCUGAGCCUGACAAUGCUGAAGGGAUUCAUAACUUUGCACCCCUUGGUACAAUCACAUCUAGCAGUCCUACUGCCCAGCCAGCUGAAGUGCUAUUGCAGGCCACACCUCCUCAUAGAAGAGCUCGCUCUGCUGCUUGGUCCUACAUCUUUCUUCCAGAGGAGGCUUGGUGUGACCUUACCAUUCACCUUCCCGCAGCAGUGCUGCUUAAGGAGAUACAUAUCCAGCCUCAUCUUGCAUCUCUUGCAACCUGCCCUUCCUCAGUGUCUGUUGAAGUAAGUGCAGAUGGGGUAAAUAUGCUACCUUUGUCCACGCCGGUUGUCACAAGUGGCCUCACCUACAUAAAAAUUCAGCUUGUAAAAGCCGAAGUAGCUUCUGCUGUCUGCCUUAGACUACAUCGUCCACGAGAUGCCAGCACAUUAGGCCUUUCACAGAUUAAAUUAUUGGGGCUCACUGCUUUUGGUACCACCUCUUCAGCAACGGUUAAUAAUCCAUUCCUUCCAUCUGAAGAUCAGGUAUCUAAAACAAGUAUUGGAUGGUUACGGUUAUUACAUCAUUGCCUUACUCACAUAAGUGAUCUAGAAGGAAUGAUGGCAAGUGCAGCUGCACCUACUGCCAAUCUGCUGCAGACUUGUGCGGCCUUAUUGAUGUCACCUUACUGUGGAAUGCAUUCACCCAACAUCGAGGUUGUGCUUGUAAAGAUAGGACUGCAGUCUACUAGAAUUGGCCUGAAGCUCAUAGACAUUCUCCUGAGAAAUUGUGCAGCAUCAGGCAGUGAUCCUACAGAUUUGAAUAGUCCUUUACUUUUUGGAAGACUAAAUGGACUCUCUUCUGACUCUACGAUAGAUAUUCUUUACCAGCUUGGAACAACUCAGGAUCCUGGUACAAAAGACAGAAUUCAGGCCUUGUUAAAAUGGGUUAGUGAUUCUGCAAGAGUGGCUGCUAUGAAGAGAAGUGGCAGGAUGAACUACAUGUGUCCUAACUCCUCAACAAUAGAGUAUGGUCUUCUGAUGCCAUCUCCUUCUCAUUUGCACUGUGUGGCAGCCAUUCUGUGGCAUAGUUAUGAGCUGCUUGUAGAAUACGACUUACCAGCACUCUUGGACCAAGAGCUCUUUGAGUUACUUUUUAAUUGGUCCAUGUCUCUUCCCUGCAAUAUGGUUUUGAAGAAAGCUGUUGACAGUCUACUUUGCUCAAUGUGUCACGUACACCCAAACUAUUUUUCUUUGCUCAUGGGCUGGAUGGGAAUUACCCCUCCUCCAGUGCAAUGUCACCAUAGACUGUCCAUGACAGAUGAUAGCAAAAAGCAGGAUCUUAGUUCAUCUUUAACAGAUGACUCUAAAAAUGCACAAGCACCUCUCUCAUUAACUGAAUCACAUUUGGCUACCCUUGCUUCCUCUUCUCAAUCUCCUGAAGCUAUUAAACAAUUACUAGACUCAGGUUUGCCUUCUCUUCUUGUGAGGAGUCUGGCUAGUUUCUGCUUUAGCCACAUUUCUAACUCAGAAAGCAUUGCUCAGUCAAUAGAUAUUUCCCAGGACAAACUCAGACGCCAUCAUGUUCCACAACAAUGUAAUAAGAUGCCCAUCACAGCAGACCUAGUUGCUCCUAUUCUUAGGUUUUUGACAGAAGUUGGCAAUAGCCAUAUUAUGAAAGAUUGGCUUGGUGGUUCUGAAGUGAAUCCACUCUGGACAGCACUUCUGUUUUUAUUGUGUCACUCUGGGUCCACUUCUGGAAGCCAUAAUUUAGGUGCACAACAGACCAGUGCAAGAUCAGCUUCUCUUUCUUCAGCUGCUACAACAGGAUUGACUACUCAACAGCGCACAGCAAUUGAGAAUGCAACUGUUGCAUUCUUUCUGCAGUGCAUUUCAUGCCAUCCAAAUAAUCAAAAGCUGAUGGCACAGGUUCUUUGUGAACUAUUUCAGACAUCUCCUCAAAGAGGGAACCUUCCAACAUCUGGGAACAUUUCAGGGUUUAUACGAAGAUUAUUUUUACAGUUGAUGCUGGAAGAUGAGAAAGUGACAAUGUUUCUUCAGUCUCCAUGUCCACUGUACAAAGGUAGAAUUAAUGCUACUAGCCACGUCAUCCAGCAUCCAAUGUAUGGAGCAGGCCACAAAUUCCGUACUCUUCAUUUGCCAGUCUCAACAACAUUAUCAGAUGUUCUUGACAGAGUGUCAGAUACUCCAAGUAUCACAGCUAAAUUAAUUAGUGAACAAAAAGAUGACAAAGAAAAGAAAAACCAUGAAGAGAAAGAAAAAGUUAAAGCGGAAAAUGGAUUUCAAGACAAUUACAGUGUUGUUGUUGCCUCUGGGCUGAAGUCUCAGUCUAAACGUGCUGUGUCAGCUACACCACCUCGCCCACCAUCCAGGAGGGGGAGGACAAUACCUGAUAAAAUAGGAAGUACUUCAGGAGCAGAGGCUGCCAACAAAAUAAUUACUGUCCCAGUGUUUCACCUGUUUCACAAACUCUUGGCAGGCCAGCCAUUGCCAGCUGAAAUGACACUUGCCCAGCUUUUAACUCUCCUAUAUGACCGAAAACUUCCUCAGGGUUACCGCUCAAUAGAUCUGACUGUUAAAUUGGGAUCAAGAGUUAUAACAGACCCAAGUCUAUCAAAAACAGAUUCUUAUAAAAGACUACACCCUGAAAAAGAUCAUGGAGACUUACUUGCUAGCUGUCCAGAAGAUGAGGCUCUCACUCCAGGUGAUGAAUGCAUGGAUGGGAUAUUGGAUGAAUCUUUGCUUGAAACCUGUCCCAUUCAGUCACCAUUACAAGUUUUUGCAGGAAUGGGUGGACUGGCUCUUAUUGCUGAAAGACUACCCAUGUUAUAUCCAGAAGUAAUUCAACAGGUGAGUGCUCCAGUUGUAACAUCCACCACUCAGGAAAAGCCAAAGGAUAGCGAUCAGUUUGAAUGGGUGACCAUUGAACAGUCAGGGGAGUUAGUUUAUGAAGCACCAGAAACUAUCGCGGCUGAACCUCCACCUAUCAAGUCAGCAGUACAGACCAUGUCCCCCAUACCUGCCCAUUCUUUGGCUGCUUUUGGAUUAUUUCUUCGUCUUCCGGGCUAUGCCGAAGUGCUACUGAAAGAGAGAAAACAUGCCCAGUGCCUUCUUCGAUUGGUAUUGGGAGUAACAGAUGAUGGAGAAGGAAGUCAUAUUCUUCAAUCUCCAUCAGCCAAUGUGCUUCCAACCCUUCCUUUCCACGUCCUUCGUAGCUUGUUUAGCACUACACCUUUGACAACUGAUGAUGGUGUACUUCUAAGGCGGAUGGCGUUGGAAAUUGGAGCCUUACACCUCAUUCUUGUCUGUCUCUCUGCUUUGAGCCACCAUGCCCCACGAGUUCCAAACUCUAGCGUGAAUCAAACUGAGCCACAGGUGUCUAGCUCUCAUAACCCUACAUCAACAGAAGAACAACAAUUAUAUUGGGCCAAAGGAACUGGCUUUGGAACAGGCUCUACAGCUUCUGGGUGGGAUGUGGAACAAGCCUUAACUAAACAAAGGCUGGAAGAGGAACAUGUUACCUGCCUUCUGCAGGUUCUUGCCAGUUACAUAAAUCCUGUGAGUAGUGCGGUAAAUGGAGAAGCUCAGUCAUCUCAUGAGACUAGAGGGCAGAACAGUAAUGCCCUUCCUUCUGUACUUCUUGAGCUUCUCAGUCAGUCCUGCCUCAUCCCAGCCAUGUCAUCUUAUCUACGAAAUGAUUCAGUUUUGGACAUGGCAAGACAUGUGCCACUUUAUCGGGCGCUGUUGGAAUUGCUCCGGGCCAUUGCUUCUUGUACUGCCAUGGUGCCCCUGUUGUUGCCCCUUUCUACAGAGAAUGGUGAAGAGGAAGAAGAACAGUCAGAAUGUCAAACUUCUGUUGGUACAUUAUUAGCCAAAAUGAAGACAUGUGUUGAUACCUAUACCAACCGUUUAAGAUCUAAAAGGGAAAAUGUUAAAACAGGAGUAAAACCAGAUGCAUCUGAUCAAGAACCAGAAGGACUUACUCUUUUGGUACCAGACAUCCAAAAGACUGCUGAGAUAGUUUAUGCAGCCACCACCAGUUUGCGGCAAGCAAAUCAAGAAAAAAAACUAGGUGAAUACUCCAAGAAGGCGGCUAUGAAACCCAAACCUUUGUCAGUAUUAAAGUCACUUGAAGAAAAAUAUGUGGCUGUUAUGAAGAAAUUACAGUUUGAUACAUUUGAAAUGGUUUCUGAAGAUGAAGAUGGGAAAUUGGGAUUUAAAGUCAAUUACCACUACAUGUCUCAGGUGAAAAAUGCUAAUGAUGCGAACAGUGCUGCCCGAGCUCGCCGCCUUGCCCAGGAAGCUGUGACACUUUCAACCUCACUGCCUCUGUCUUCAUCCUCUAGUGUGUUUGUACGCUGUGAUGAGGAGCGACUUGACAUCAUGAAGGUUCUAAUAACUGGUCCGGCGGACACCCCUUACGCAAAUGGCUGCUUUGAGUUUGAUGUGUAUUUUCCUCAAGAUUAUCCCAGUUCACCCCCUCUUGUCAAUCUGGAGACAACUGGUGGUCAUAGUGUGCGAUUCAAUCCAAACCUUUAUAAUGACGGCAAGGUUUGUUUAAGCAUCUUAAACACGUGGCAUGGAAGACCAGAAGAGAAGUGGAAUCCUCAGACCUCAAGCUUUUUGCAAGUGUUGGUGUCUGUCCAGUCCCUUAUAUUAGUAGCUGAGCCUUAUUUUAAUGAACCGGGAUACGAACGAUCUAGAGGCACUCCCAGUGGCACACAGAGUUCUCGAGAAUAUGAUGGAAACAUUCGACAAGCAACAGUUAAGUGGGCAAUGCUAGAACAAAUCAGAAACCCUUCACCAUGUUUUAAAGAGGUAAUACACAAACAUUUUUACUUGAAAAGAGUUGAGAUAAUGGCCCAGUGUGAGGAGUGGAUUGCGGAUAUCCAGCAGUACAGCAGUGAUAAGCGGGUAGGCAGGACUAUGUCUCACCAUGCAGCAGCUCUCAAGCGUCACACUGCUCAGCUUCGUGAAGAGUUGCUAAAACUUCCCUGCCCUGAAGGCUUGGAUCCUGACACUGACGAUGCCCCAGAGGUGUGCAGGACCACAACAGGUGCUGAGGAGACUCUAAUGCACGAUCAGGUUAAACCCAGCAGCAGCAAAGAACUCCCCAGUGACUUCCAGUUAUGAGCUGCAUUGACAUGGACUUCAUAGACACAAAGGCUUCGAAGCACAAGCCAAAUAUGUCAAUAUUUGUAUGUAAGAAACUAAUUAUGUAAUAGGUAAUGAAACUGAAACUAUACUAUGCCCUUAAGGAGAUCCAGUUUAAUUCAAGGUGAUCUUUUAUUUACCUGUACAGGAGUGUAAACUUUUUUGUGCUUUUAUUUUUCAAUUGUGAGAACCACUGAUUGGUAUGUUCAACAAAUUUGUGUAUACAAAGAAAUGGAUAAAUCACUGCUAUAUAAGGGAAACUACCUUAGGAAAGAAUGUUUACUGAAUGUUUAUUUUAUUUUAUUUUUUACUGUAGAGUGAGGGGUUGUUAACAAAGAAUAUAUAUUGGUCAUUCUUACAACUACUAUUUAAAGUCAGCAACUUUUCACUGAAUUUGAUAGAUUUUAUGUUUGGCCAUAUCUUCAUGCUCACAUUUGAUUUCUGAAGACCUCCUACAUACACUUCAAUAAAAGUUAAAUGGACAUACUCCCUCUUUUUUGAUUUACUGGUACAUUUUUAAAAUAAUAAAUCUGCCAUAAAAUGCAUUAUAUCUGGAGACUUGCACUUGUAUGGAUGAAUUUAUUACAGUCAACAUAUUUAAUUUUAUGCCUUCUAAUUCUAAGAUGCAGAAAAAAAUAAAUGAACAUGAUUUUAUUCUAUGCCAACAUUUGGGCCUCUGAAUGUAUCUGUUAUUUGAAUUUAAGUAUUUGAAAAGGAAUGGUCAAUUUGAAAGUCAUUCUAAACUGAUUUUUUUUUUUUUUUUUCUAAAGGGCUUCUUUUUUCCUGGACUAUGUGGUUUUAUGACUAAAGUCACAUGUAUGUAUUAAACAUUGAGGCUCUGUAGAGGAGAGAGGAUGUACCUCUCUGGUGCUGUUACAGUACAUUCUGUACCUGCCAUACAGGCUCAUUUUCAUGCAAAUUCUUCCUAGAGCCAAAUAAAUAAAGACUUAGGUAAAUUAGUA